Corapipo altera (White-ruffed manakin) is the source of this 1765-nucleotide messenger RNA. It is a transcript of the gene IFNGR2, whose product is annotated as interferon gamma receptor 2. The transcript is spliced from 8 exons. The record is from RefSeq and is a predicted model, not a curated record. Gene Ontology annotation, molecular function: protein binding. Lineage: Eukaryota; Metazoa; Chordata; Aves; Passeriformes; Pipridae. Bases 1 to 1008 code for a protein of 335 amino acids.
AUGCCCAAAGAGAAGCACCUGGAGCAGACGGUUUCAGCAGAACCGUUCCGAGGGGGACAGAAGCAGGGAGAAGAAGCAGGAGAAGGUGAAGGACAGGGACAGGAGCAGGAGAAGGCGAAGGACAAGGGCAGGGAACCUUCUCCCCAUUUACCGGCUCCAGAGGACGUGGAGAUUUAUUCCUAUAACUUCCAUAGUUUGCUGAGAUGGUCUCCUGUUCCAGUGGAGACAGGCUCGGUGUUAUACACAGUCCACUAUAAAACAGGGGCCUUUCCUGUGUGGAAUGAGAUGAACUGUACCCGGAUCCCCCGGACCCAGUGUGGGUUCCCCCUGGAGAUUCAGAAGCGGCGCUGGACGAUCUUCCUGCGCGUGAGGGCUGAGCUGGGGCAGCUCCCCUCAGCCUGGGUGCAGGCAGGGCCCUUUGUGGCAGAGAGGGACACCACUCUGGGCCCCCCCAGGGUGAGCAGAGUGAGUGCCAGCUCUGACUCACUGCUCCUCAGUGUCACCCCCCCUUUCACACCUGAGCCCGGGGACAGUUUCCAGUAUCGUGUGUUCUACUGGGAGAACACAACAAGGACCACGAAAAAGGAACAAGAGACACAGAAUACACUAUUCCAAAUUGGAAAACUAAAGGAAUCAACACUUUAUUGCUUUAGCCUUCAGGUCGAAUUCCAGGGAGUCUAUGGUGAACUGUUAGGACAGCAAAGUGCCCCAGAGUGUCACAGAACUGCCAUCAGUGAGGCAACCAGAGCUGGAUUCAUCACCCUGCUGUGUCUCUCGGGGUUAAUCCUUAUAAAUCUGGCUACAGCUGGUUUGCUGCUCCUGUGGAAACACCACAAGAAAAUCAAACAGUCGUUUCAGCCACCUCUGAAAAUCCCCUCACACUUUGAAGAGUUCCUCAGGGACCCUGCCAUGCCUGGCUUGGAGGAGCUGGACAAUUCCCCGGAGGAUGAGCCCCAGGCUCUUGUGGCUGGAGAAGGAAUCCAAGCCUGGAGCAGCAGCCCAGGGUGACAGCUCUUCAUCCAACACCCCCAGGGACAGGGAAACCACUGAGGAGCCCCCCCCUGAGUGUCCCCUGGCCCAGGGUUUCCAGCAGCUGCUCCCAGGGCGUGGCUGCUGCCGGGACAAUCCCGAGCAAAAUAUGGACCCUGGGAUGUGUCUCGGGGGCUUCUCCUGAGCUCCCCCAGCUCCUCGUUCUGCCAGAGACACUGAAAAGGAGGAACAGGGAAGGGAAACGAACACUAAACUCAGAAAAAGGUUAAAUUCCCACCCCAGGUUGGGAUAAAGCUUUGAGGAAUAGCAGCACUUUACAGGAGGGUGUAGGAGAACAUGGGACUUUUCAGGGAGUGACUCAUUGCAAUGUAAAUUCCUUUUAUAGCUGAUUUUCUUUCGUUGGCAAUAAUACUCUUGUUAUAUCCACCCCACUCUGCUUCUCUGAAUCAUUUUCAGCACAUGGCAAACUAAAAAGAAAUUUGUUAGUCCUCCCCUCUCCCCAGGAUGAAGCUGUGCCACAAACUCCUCCCAGAGAGGCCUCCUCCCAUCUGCUUCCUCACAGCCACCCCAGUGCCCUGCACAGCCAAACUGACUUGAAAAUAACAUUUAAACCGUGUAUCAGUCAUCAGCAGACACUAAAACCUCUUGUUCACCACCAGCAAAGGGAAAGUUGGCUGAGAGAGAUGUUUUGAGUGCCCUAAAGCACAAGAGCCCAAGUUCAGCCUCCUGUGGGGUCUGGAAGGUGUCCAAUAAAGCACAAAGAACAAGUGAGCCA